Carica papaya (papaya) is the source of this 859-nucleotide messenger RNA. Its product is annotated as Adenine nucleotide alpha hydrolases-like superfamily protein. The record is from RefSeq and is a predicted model, not a curated record. NCBI's taxonomy places the organism in Eukaryota, Viridiplantae, Streptophyta, Magnoliopsida, Brassicales, Caricaceae.
ACCAGUUCUGCACACCAGAAUCCGGAAACCGAGAGAAACUGCCAGAUAAACCGUACUGCGUUUCUUGAUUUUAUAUAACACGGCACUCCGGAUCGACUUGAAAACGGUUUAAGCAGAGAAGAAGACAAGAAGUAAUAAUGGAAGAGGGAAAGAGCGGCGAGGGGAAGAAGGUGAUGGUGGCGAUAGACGAGAGCGAGUGCAGUCACUACGCUCUGCAAUGGGCGCUUGACUUUCUGGGAGAUACAAUCGCCACUUCUAAACUUAUUCUACUCACUGUGCAGCCCCUUGUUGAGUUCGGCUACGUUUAUGCUUCCACUUAUGGUGCCGCUCCUGUGGAUCUGAUUGCGUCUGUGCAAGAAAAUCAAAAGAAGGUGGCACUGGCUUUGCUAGAGAAAGCUAAGGAAAUCUGUGCCAAUCGUGGGGUUGUUGCGGAGACGAUCACAGAAUCUGGAAAUCCUAAAGAUGCCAUAUGCGAAGCUGUGGAGAAGCUUGAUAUCCAACUGCUUAUAAUAGGCAGCCAUGGUAAAGGAGCUGUACAAAGGGUUUUUCUAGGAAGUGUCAGCAAUUACUGUGUUCACCAUGCCAAGUGCCCCGUCCUGGUGGUGAGAAAGACUGCUUGAAUGAAUAAAGCUACUUCCAAAUAAAAGCAAUUGGCCUAAUUAUUUUCAAUCCGCCUCGUUAGGUCAAGCGAUUAACAGAACAUGUUAUGUAUUGUAAUACUGUAUGUUAUGUUAUGUAUGUAUAUAUAUAUAUAUAUGUAAUUAGUGCUUGCUGCAGAGAUAGCUCUUGCAUCUUUUGUCAAAGCAUUUGACCUUACUUAAUCUUUGGAAUAGACCAAUAAACAUAUGAUUUUUAAUUA